This is a messenger RNA of Microthlaspi erraticum, 1833 nucleotides long. NCBI's taxonomy places the organism in Eukaryota, Viridiplantae, Streptophyta, Magnoliopsida, Brassicales, Brassicaceae. The record is from the annotation of a GenBank genome assembly.
AUGGACGAUCACAUUCUGAUCUCCGACGGGGAAGAUCAGACUACUCCACUCCCAUCACUCUCGAAACGGGCUCGAAAGGAACCCAUCUCUGCGAUACUGAUAUCCGAUUCCGAUCCGACGCCGCAGAAGCAACCGCCGGAAUCUUCGUCCACUCCUUUGUUCGUCCCUGAUACACCUUUUCCCGAUGAUUUCUCUGUCGUCAAGUGUCGUCAAGCCGUAAUUUCAAACCGCGAUGACAAAUUCUCCGGCAAACGAGUCAUAUCUCUGGAUUCUGAGUUCGAAGAUAGUCCACAACCCGAAACUUCGAAGAAAUAUGGACCUGUGCUUGCUGAUUUUAGGGAGCAAUGUCGUGGAUUAGAAUCUGGAUUCAGUGAUGCUGAUUGUAGUGAGGCCAACUAUGAGAAUGCUAGAAUACCUGAGAGAAGCUCAGGCAAACGGGUCAUAUCUCUGGAUUCGGUGUUUAAAGAUAGUUCUCGACCUGAAACUUCGAGAAAGUAUGAACCUUUUAGGGAACCGCAUCAUAGAUUGGAUUCUAGAUUCAGUGAUGCAGAUUCUAUUGAGGCGAGUACUAAAAUAAUUGAGUCAAACAUUGAUGAUAACACUAAUUGGAUGCAUGAAGUCAGUUUUCCCCCGUCGUUGACCAGUGAUACUAUCGAGGUAGAUUCUGACCAAGAAAAAGAAAAUAUAAGCAUCGAGAAAAUGGCUCGGAAAAAGCAGAUCAGAAGCCACAAAAGUACUGCUCUUCCGGGUGAAGCAUUGCCAAAAAAGCAGCUGUCAAAGGAAGAAAAGAUUCAUGCAAUGGAGGAAAAGAAGUUAAGGAAAGAGCAAGAGAAAUUACAGAAAGCAGCCUUGAAAGCAGAAGAAGCUCAGCGUAAAAAGCUAGAGAAGGAAAUGCAGAAAUGGGAAAAGGGAAAGUUAGCCCUUAAAUCUAUUGUUGCUGAGAUUGAUACUAAAUUGGUGGAAGGAUCCAUUGGAGGACUUCUGCUUUCAAGGUUCUCUGAGAAAGGCAUUACAUUCCGCGUAGCACCUAAUCCAAUAGAGAGAUCCAUUGUGUGGACAAUGACAAUUCCAGAGGAUAUUGCUCCGGUUUUUCCCCAAGGGCCUAAGAUUCCUUAUGUCUUACUAGUGUAUGAGGCUGAAGAGUUUUGUAAUCUUGUUGCUAAUGAAAGACUUCUAGAAAACAUCUCAAGAGCUCAGGACUUCUACCCAUUUUAUACUGUAUGCUGCCUCACCAAUAAGUUAAUGUCCUAUGUAAAGAAAAGGGAGAAGGAAGAGUACAAGAACCCGGGAAAUUGGAUAAGCCCUCCUAUUGAUGAGGUACUUGCAAAAUUAACUACUCACUAUGUUAAAGUACAUUCAAGACAUUGUGUAGACGAGGCUGAGGUCGCUGAACAUGUUGUUGGUUUAACAAGCAGUCUAGCCUCUUGCCUGUUCAGGAAGAAAUUAACAAUGUUAUCAGUGAACGCUAAUGGUGCAUUAGUCUCCAAGGAUUCACUUGAUAAACAGUUGAUUAAAAAGAGUCCAUGGUUAAAAGCGUUAGUAGCAAUACCAAAGGUACAACCAAGAUAUGCUGUAACAGUGUGGAAGAAAUAUCCAUCAAUGAAGUCUCUUCUUAAAGUUUAUAUGGAUCCGAACAAAUCGAUUCAUGAGAAGGAGUUUCUACUGAAAGAUUUGAAAGUGGAAGGUUUAGUAGGAGGAGACAAAAGGUUAGGGGAGAUGUGUUCAAAGCGAAUAUACAGAGUUGUCAUGUCUAACAAUGGAGCCAUUAAGCCUGAUGACGUCGAAAACGGUGCUGCUUUUUUCACGCUCUCUCCACAUUUUUGUGCCAAUUAA